Molecule: messenger RNA, 2709 nt
Organism: Naumovozyma castellii
Lineage: Eukaryota; Fungi; Ascomycota; Saccharomycetes; Saccharomycetales; Saccharomycetaceae
Gene: PUT3
Product: Put3p
Exons: 1
Coding region: 1-2709 (902 amino acids)
Source: RefSeq, a predicted model, not a curated record
AUGGAUAAGGUGUCACAGAAUUUAAGCAACAAUGAUAAAAAUAAUACAGAACCCAGCUCGAAGAGGCGUCCAAAGAGUUUGGCAUGUAUUCUCUGCAGGAAGAGACACAUUAAAUGCUCUGGUGGUAAUCCAUGUGCCAGAUGCAUCAAGCAUGACUUAAAAUGUGAAUACAUUGAACCGUCUAAAAAGAUAGUCGUGUCCUUGAAAUAUUUACAACAAUUACAAGAUUCUCUGGCCAACAUGAAACGUGAAAAUGUUCGUUUACAAUCACUUGUAUCGAGAUCUAAGACUGGUUCACCAUUGCAAGGAAAGGAUGAUAAUGCAACUUUAAAAGAUGAAAAUACUAAUGAAGGUGCUUCUAGAAGACUUCCACUGACUGGAUUACUACAAGAAUCCAGUCAGAUGACCGAAUUUAAUAAUAAUACGGUGGAAGAUAGACAAAAAACAGGGACAGCUAUUACGAAGAAAUUAAAUACCAAUGAGAACGGUAGUACUUCAUCGAAUAUGAAGAAGAAUGAAGAAAAUGUUGAUAAUGAAGAAGAUGAGACUAUUGAAUCUACAUUUGCUCAAAGAAGUGGGAGACUCGUCGAGACACCAAAUGGUCAACUUUAUUUUGUUGGAUCCUCGUCAAUGACUUUAUUUGGUCUUGAGAUUCAAUCAAUGGUUUCAAAAUAUUUAUCUGAAAAGAAAUUCAAACCUUUACCAGUUAAUGAUGGUAGAGCGCAUAUAACGCAUACAAUUAUGAAAGAUUUCUCCAAUAACCAAAAUUUAUCAUUUUUAUCCUCCAUUUCUGAGCCUAUAGAGAAAAUUGAAAAAUUAAAAGAUGGAACACAUGACAUUAUUCUGGUAUUAAAUGAUGCGGCGGUGUCAAAUCAUGAUCAUACGAUUAAAUGCAAAUUACCUUCAUAUUCUUACUCACUUUUGUUGAUUGAUACAUUUCUUUCUUAUAAUGAUGAAUGCUUCUAUUUCUUUAAUGAGGGGAUAAUUAAACAUAAUUUGAAAACUUUUUAUGAAACUGAUAGAAGAUCGUACGAUGACAACAUUACGGAGGCUAUCCUUUGUUGUGAACUUCUUUUAAUCUUGGCUCUUGGUGAAAUGUAUUUAGGAACGGUAAACAAUUUAAAUGGUAGCAAAAAUAAUGAGAAGACGAAUGAUCGUUUUCUAGAUGGUUCAAAAUUACCAGGAUCGGGACUGUUUAAAGAAGCCUCUAAGAUUUUCAAUUGUCUAUUUUCCAGCGAACAUCUAGAAUGUGUGACGAAAGAAGGUGGUAUUGAAGUGUUACUUUUGUAUGCAUUUUAUCUCCAAGUGGCAGAUUGUACAGUGGCGUCGUACUUUUAUUUUGGACAAGCAUUAAGAGCAUGUCUAAUUCUCGGAAUGCAUGUAGAUGCUCAACGAGAUACAUUAACUCGAUUUGAAUUAGAACAUCAUAGAAGAUUAUGGUGGACAGUUUACAUGUUUGAAAGAAUGCUUAGUAGUAAAGCUGGUUUGCCCUUAAGUUUUACUGAUAAUACCAUUUCUACAGAAUUACCAGAUGAUUUUGAAAUGAGUUCCCCACCGAAGGGUUGUGAAUAUUUUAUCUUCCCUCAAGCUGAAUUUCUUUCCAAUUGUGUCAAGAUUGUUCAAAUCAAUGCACAUAUCCUAAAUCAAUUGUAUCAACGGCAACCUGAAUCAAAUAUAUUACCUAUCUUACAAAGGAUCAUAGCCCAAUUAUUGCAAUGGAGAAAUGAUUUAUCUGAAUGCUGUCAAGUCGAUUUCAAUGUUCCCGAUCUCAAGAUUUCUCGGUUAUGUGCCAAUUUAUUUACAGAGUAUUUCCAGGGGAUAAAUUUAGCCAUUCGACCGCUAUUGUUCCAUUUCCUCUCUUUGCAAUUGAAACGGUUUAAAGAUGAUGAUGAUUAUAAUACGUAUUUAAAUUUACAAAAUUAUUCCAAAUCGAUUUCCACAUUAUUAAAUUGUUCCUUACAGGCUUCGGUUAAUACGGUCAGAUCGUUAUGGUACUUGUUAGGUGAGAAUAAACUGGCAUUGUUUGGAUAUAUGGAUAGAGAAUAUUUGUUCACUUCCUCGUGCACGUUACUUUUGUUUAACGCUACAUUUGGUAUUCACGAACAAACAUCAGAAUAUCUGGAUUAUACAUUGGAGAUAUUCACCAAGAUGGAAAAACUGGGGAAUAAUCCUGCCGGAUUAAGAAAGACGCAAUUGCUCACCAUGAUGUUAAAUCUUGAUUUCCACGGGAUAAUGAAAGAUUUAAUCUCUAAGCAUACAGUGGAUGAUGAUCAGCAAACAUUUAGGGAGGAACUAUUGCCCGAGGCGGUCAAGAAUACCAUGAAAUAUUUUAUUAAUCCAACACCUGCUCCGGGGGAUAAUGAUAAUUAUGAAAUUAAAGAUGAUAGUGGUACGCCGUUGAGAAAGAAUUCCAUUUCCACCACAUCAUUUUCCAAUUUUUUAAACAUUCCAACGUAUCAGACAGAACCCUUGACGGCGAAGGGUAACGAAGUGAUAGAGAAUAAUGGGAAUCAAUUGGAUCCCACGAAUUAUGUGGAUAAUGAAGGUUUACAAGAAUUAUUGGAUAAUUUGGAUCGUAUAAGUAGUAGUGAUAACAAACUUUGGGAAGAAAUUUCAGGGCAAGCCAUGUGGUUAGGAACAGCGAUGGAUCCAACUGGAGCUGCUGGAACAGAACUUGAUGUGAAUGAUUUUUUAGCCAACUUGCCGUAA